AUCGAAGAACAUACGCCUCCCUUUCUUCGUCGCCGAACUUCGGCCACCCACAGCCUCCCUUUCCCUCUCCAGAAGUCACCUUUCACCGGAGCACCGUACCUCACCAUCUUUCCUAGAAGCAGAUUCGUGACUGCUAGCAGCCAUGCCUAAACAUUACAGGCCUCCAGGGAAGAAGAAGGAAGGGAACGCCGCCAGAUACAUCACUAGGUCGCAAGCUGUUAAGGACCUGCAAGUCAGUCUUUCCGUGUUCAGGAAAUUAUGUAUCUUCAAAAAAGUUUUUCCUCGAGACCCGAAGAAAAAAGUGAAGGGAAACCACCAUACCUAUUAUCACAUGAAAGAUAUUUUGGGUCUUAAACAUGAGCCACUUCUUGUCAAGUUUCGUGAGACUAGGACAUAUGAGAAAAAGAAAAAGAAAGCAAUGUCUAAGAAGAACAAAAAUCUUGUUGAAUGCGUGUCGACACGCAAGCCUUCUUACACACUUGAUAGGCCUAUCCUUGAGAGGUAUCCAACAUUCAUUGAUGCAUUAAGAGUUUUGGAUGAUGGACUCACCAUGGUGCAUCUUUUUGCUGCAUUACCUGCUAUAGAAAGGGAAAACAUUCAAGUAGAAAGAAUCCAUAACUGUAGAGGGUUGAGUCUUGAGUGGCAAGCAUAUGUCUCUCGCACACAUAAAUUGCGAAAGGCUUUCAUAUCUGUGAAAGGCAUAUAUUACCAGGCAGAGGUUGAAGGGCAAAAAAUCACAUGGUUGACACCUCAUGCACUACAACAAGUAAUGCCUCAAGAUGUAGAUUACAAGAUCAUGCUUACAUUCUUGGAAUUAUAUGAGAAUCUCCUUGGUUUUGUUAAUUUUAAACUCUACAAUUCGAUUAAUUUGAAAUAUCCACCUAUCCUUGAUCCUCGACUGAAAUCUUCAGCUUCAGAUUUAUAUGCUUUGACAAGGUAUGUUGAAAAUGCUGGUGAUGAGAAUGAAGAUGAUAAAGAAACAAGAGCAUGUAAAACCCUUUUCAAAAAACAUGACAUUCUUCUUGAGUCGUGA
This is a messenger RNA of Lactuca virosa, 1033 nucleotides long. The record is from the annotation of a GenBank genome assembly. Lineage: Eukaryota; Viridiplantae; Streptophyta; Magnoliopsida; Asterales; Asteraceae.